CAGCGCAAAUCUAGAAUUUACCCUGGUUCAUUUUUUUUUGUAAUUUUCCAGUACCAAAAUCCCACCACGAAGAAUGGCAGUCUGCAAUCGCCGCCAAUUGACUGGUUGGCUGCUACAACAAGGCCAGGCUCUGCUGAUCGAUGUGGCCUGACUGCAUUGGCCUCGUCGUUCCUGGUGCUGCCCAGUUUUCGCUUUUCACCGCUCCCAGCCUGAUUUAGAAGACAGCGAGGGAAAAGCACAUGCUCUUGUUUGCUGAGAACCCUCUGUUGUUGACUGCGGGGCUCGGAGUCUCCUCUCACUAGAGCGGAAAUUUUUUUGAGCCAAAUAAUAAUCCUCAGGCAGAAGCGUGGGCUUAGGCCUGGUCUCGACACAACACUGAGGCUUCUUUCUGCAUGACUGACGACUGAUUCCCUUCGAUAAUCACAUUAUAUUCUUAGGUACUUGACCUUAUUCUUGUGUGGGCGAGACUAAGACCAGGGUCAAUAGCGCGAUCCUCACAAUGGCCGACGCUGUCGAGCAGCCUGAACAACAACACCAGCAACCGUGGGCUAGUAUGUGCGCCCUACCUGUUAUUGUUGUUAUUAACCUCGCUGAACGGUCAGCUCCCACCAAGCAGCCCUUCCAAAAUGGCGUUCGCACCACCGGCCGCGCUUUCAACUCGUCCAAUUGGCGCAUGAAGACGGACGACAGCCCUGUCUCCCACCCGGCCAGCAACAACUCUCCGCGCUCGCCCUUCAACAGGUCAUGGCAACAGACAGUCUCCCCAGCCAUCACCGAGGGCCGCCGGCUCUAUGUGGGCAACAUGCCUUACAUGGCCAAGAAGGAGGAUGUCGAAACCAUCUUCGCAGACGGAAACUACAAAAUCGAGCGCAUUGACAUUUCGAUCGAUCCAUUCACAGGCCGCAACCCAUCUUACUGCUUCGUGGAGCUGGAGUCCAAGGAACAAGCCGACCGCGCCAUGGUCGAGCUGGAUGGGAAGGACCUGCUGGGACGUCCUGUGAAGGUCAAGCCCGGCGUCGCCAAAUCCUCGCAAGACCGCGCCUCUCCUCGCCCAUCGAACAACUCGUCCCCGCGCGCCACCAACGACAAGCCCGGCUCCCCCCCCGUCGCCUUUGAUCGCUGGCAGCGCAACGACGCCUCGGUCCAUUUCAAGGGCUACAGCGAGAACGGCCGUCGUCUAUAUGUCGGCGGCCUUCCAAAGCUCUCCAGCCAGCAAUCUGUCGAUUCUGAGAUCCAGAGUUUCUUCAAUGGGUACAACGUUGAGGCUGUUAGCAAGCUCAUCUCCCCCCACCCAUCCAAACGAUUCGAAUCCGGUGACCACUACUAUCUUUUCGUCGACUUUGCGAGCGCAGACGAAGCGGCUGCCGCACAAGCAGCUCUUGACGGCAAAGAUGGCCCUUGGGGCGGCAAGAUCAGAGUCGGCCGGGCUCGUGGCGAGUCAUGGAAGCCCGACGAGAGGCGCAAAUGGAACUCAACACAGGAAGACGGCGAUGACGAGCCUGCUGUGGAUGUCACUGCUGCUACGUGAGAUACCGUGGGAGGCGAUUUGUAUUGUUAUCCCUCUUCUUUGGAUUCGGGCGUUUAUCAAGACGAGCCACACUAUAGAUCUUUUUGCUUCUACUAUUCUACCUAUCUGUUAUACGGAGUCACCAAAAGUCUACUAUUCAUGGAUCAAUCAGCCAGGGGCUUGUGGCCCUGUACACGCGGCGAUGAUUCAUGACCUGAAUGAAUAACUAUGUGAAUGUCAUUUUUCCCUGCAAUAAAUAGAUCAUAUAUUUCAAUAGCCCAGCUCGUUCCAACCGCCCUG
Messenger RNA from Talaromyces proteolyticus, 1807 nucleotides. Its product is annotated as putative ribonucleoprotein. Gene Ontology annotation, molecular function: RNA binding. The record is from RefSeq and is a predicted model, not a curated record. The transcript has 3 exons. Lineage: Eukaryota; Fungi; Ascomycota; Eurotiomycetes; Eurotiales; Trichocomaceae. Bases 500 to 1528 code for a protein of 342 amino acids.